Molecule: messenger RNA, 831 nt
Organism: Peronospora matthiolae
Lineage: Eukaryota; Oomycota; Peronosporomycetes; Peronosporales; Peronosporaceae
Source: the annotation of a GenBank genome assembly
AUGACGGCAGCUCGCACUGAUAUGGGCGUGUUCCUGGUAGACGACGACGUCUUUUCAAGUCACGAGGUGCAUCUAAUAACACAAGAAGAGGAUCUGCAGUCUGCGAUUCAGCCGCGCACGAUGGAGGAGAUCCUGUACAUUGCGUCGGUCGUAGCGCAGCACCAGUUCCCAGUCGAUGUCGUGAAUAACAUCCUCGAGUUUGCGGGCGUUCUGCUUCUGUUCGAGACGGAGACGUCUGAGUUCUGUCACGGACGCAGCAAUAUGAAUGAGAACUAUGUGCAGCUACAGGUACCAACUGCCGACCAGCUACAUCUUCCUCAUGGAGUGGACGUGGAUAAGUGUUUCUUGCUGGUGACGGAUUGUGUGUCAAAAGAUCAAGGCUGGGCCACAGACGAACGAGAACAUAACGGAACGUAUCGUAAAUCAAGCUCCUGGUGUGAAUUGUCAGUAUCAUCAACAAGCAAGGAGGUAGGGGGCGCGGAGACGGUGCGUGUACCAUUGUGGCCAAAUCUUCGUGCCAGCCGGAAUUUCCGCCACCACCGCAAGCAAUUCGAUGCCUCUACUGACUUGCUGGAGCACGUUGAGCUCGGCAGCUGUGUGUCGAUUGUGCUUCGGUCGGAGUACCCAGGUUGGACGAACUCUGCAAAGUAUGGCCGAGUUGCCGCCUGCUUUGCUGUGAAGCUCAAGGACGACUUCUCGUUUGCUGAUGAUCCGUUUCCUAGUCGCUCUAUUGGUGCAAAGGAAAGUGAACGUCCUCCCGCUCCAAUGCCAGAUCGCUCUUCUUGUACGAACGAGGCUGAAGGUCCUUCUGAUCCAUGCUGUCUCCAAUAA